Molecule: messenger RNA, 798 nt
Organism: Cetraspora pellucida
Lineage: Eukaryota; Fungi; Glomeromycota; Glomeromycetes; Diversisporales; Gigasporaceae
Source: the annotation of a GenBank genome assembly
AUGCCAAAAGUUUUAUCUCGCCCUAAAAAAUGUCAUCAAUCAUCAAAUCAUAACAUCAACAUUCUUGAACUCGUCACAAGCAUAAAUGUACCAUUUCCACCAAAAAUAACGAUCAAAGACCUACUUGCGAAAGUCACACCCCACGAUAAUAAGCCUGGAAGAACACCUAAUGCAUUUAUAUCUUAUAAAAUGGUACUUCAUCGGGCACUUAAAUCGCAAGGCUUUAAAUACCCAAUUUGGGUUAUUUCAAAGAUAGCAAGUUUAAAGUGGAAACAUUAUGAACCGAACCAUGUUAAAAGUCAUUAUAUAAAGUUGGCAGAUGAAGCUAAACAAGAUUACAAGAAAUCAGGUCCAUUUUUUAUUAUGGCUCCAGAUUGCAAAGGUGAAAAAGAAACUAAUCCUCAAAAAGAAAGCUUUGAUGUUGAGAGUGAUAAUUACAAUGCGAGUAUUCAUUUGAAUAAUGAAGAACAAGGAUCUUAUAAUUGUUUAACUUUUGGACAGCAAACAAUGGAUUUUUUUAACGGGUUUUCUGUUCCAUCCUUUUUAAAUGAGUCUUGUUUAAACGAGUCUUUUGCACCCUUAAAUGAAUCUUCUACACUUUUAUAUGAGUCUUCUGCUUCCUUAAAUGAAUAUCCUAAAUCUUUAUACGAGUCUUCUGUGCCCUUAAAUGAUCAUCUUACACAUUUAAAUGAAUCUCCUGCACCUUUAACGACAAUUUCAAACGUACCAAUUCCUAAUUAUAUUUAUAUUUGUUAUCCACAAUACAUUAUAGUCAAUGAUACUAGAUAUCAAAGUUGA